AUGCCGAAUAAAUCCGCCCCAGAGCUGUCAUCCGUUCUCGUCGACAACUAUCAUUUCUUUGUGCCAGCGGUUUUUCUUGCUCUUCUUGAGCUGUUUUUCUCUCGCUUCUACGACUCGUUUCCAGAAACCCUCAGAUACGGUAAGUCACCGGUUAAUAGCCAUCCGACACCUCACUCACAGAGUAUUCGUCACUCUUCUCCAUACUUCUCAUUUGCUCAGUGCCGCUUUCCGUGCUCAACCCGACGGCUUGGUUCUCCAUUUUCAUGACCACUUUCGUUCACAUGCUCUUUCUCAAAGGUGCUUCUGAUGCUCUCAUCGGUUUAAUUCUUACUUUCCAGGCUUCUUCUCAUUUGCUCUUUUGUCUGCGCUGGUCCUGUUUCUCGGUCUGGCCGUUGACAGGAUCAGAAGGAAAUCAAUAGAGCCUAUCAGUCCUUGCAUCGUCUGA
Molecule: messenger RNA, 445 nt
Organism: Caenorhabditis sp. 36 PRJEB53466
Lineage: Eukaryota; Metazoa; Nematoda; Chromadorea; Rhabditida; Rhabditidae
Source: the annotation of a GenBank genome assembly